Molecule: messenger RNA, 576 nt
Organism: Lactuca virosa
Lineage: Eukaryota; Viridiplantae; Streptophyta; Magnoliopsida; Asterales; Asteraceae
Source: the annotation of a GenBank genome assembly
AUGAAGCAAUCAAGAAAAGCUGCCAAAGUCGCCUAUCAAGGAUUGAAGGAGUUGGUUAAGUUUGGAAAGUUUGUUGAAGUUGAAGACACUCCUGCUUCUAGCAUCGUUAAUGUUCAGGUUACCGAGGAACACGUGGCACCUAAAUCAAAAUUUCAAUUUGCAUUUGAAGAGAUUGAAGUAUCUGAUGAUGAUGAAGAAGAGGUUCAAGAAAAGGAUAUGAUUGAGAAUGAGCUUGAAGAUUUUCUACAAAGUGUCUCAAUCCUUGAAGAGGUUGUGGCUGUCACACCUUCUGUUCGAACUGCGAGGAAGCCUCCCCAAACAGUUCCUGUUACAACUGAACUUCCAUCUGAGAGUGAUCAAGAUGAUUCUACUCACGUUCUACUCCUGAGGAAAAGAAAAAGAAGAGAUCCAAGACCUAGAGUACUUAUCACAGACCCUGUUCAAAUUGUAUCUACUCCGAUUGAACCUAGUUUUCUGGCCCAAACUAUUGAAGGCACAUUCACUGAGUCUUCUCCAGUGAUGCAAGAGAUUUCAAGCCCGUUACCUGAAUCCUCUCCUAUGGAUCAGGAUUUGUAA